AUGACACAAGAGCUCCCGACCCCCACAGUUACCUGCAGCAUCUCAAUAUCGAUGAUUCCACUCGCAGUCUGGCCCAGGAGGUACUAUGCAAGUUCCAACUCUAACGCACCCAGCGCCAAGAUCCCGAAACCUCCAGCUGAAGCCGGUAGUGACUUAGUCUAG
This is a messenger RNA of Geosmithia morbida, 162 nucleotides long. RefSeq lists its product as uncharacterized. The transcript is spliced from 3 exons. NCBI's taxonomy places the organism in Eukaryota, Fungi, Ascomycota, Sordariomycetes, Hypocreales, Bionectriaceae. The coding region runs from base 1 to 162 and encodes 53 amino acids. The record is from RefSeq and is a predicted model, not a curated record.